CGGGAGCCAUUGAAUUUGAAUAGUUGACCUUUAUUCUUUUGAUUUUCAUAAGAGUUAGUUUAUUUUAUUUCAGUAAUGCUUCCAUUUGCAAUUCCUUAUCCUCCAGAACAAGAAAAUGGAUUCUGGGGGAUUCCUACAUCUACAAUUGAUUGGUGUGAAGAGAAUUAUGUUGUAUCCGGUUAUAUAGCUGAAGCUUUAAAUACCAUUACUAAUUCUAUUUUCAUUCUUUUGGCCCUGUUUGCAAUUUAUCAUGCUUAUCAUAAUCAUUUGGAACCAAGGUUUAUCUUUACUGCUUUGGGCUUUUUGUUGGUUGGUGUUGGCUCGUGGUUAUUCCAUAUGACUUUAAAGUAUCAAUUUCAAUUAUUGGAUGAACUUCCAAUGAUCUAUGCCACUUGUAUUCCGUUUUGGUCAGUGUUUAGUGAAUUUAAAGAUCGCAAAGGCUCAUUGACUGUAGCCAUUGGAAUCUUUACUGCUGCGAAUAUUUUAACUGCAAUUUACCUUUACUUUAAAGACCCAACCAUUCAUCAAGCAGCUUAUGGUCUUCUUAAUGCUGGUAUCAUUUUGAAAUGUUAUACUUUGGCUAAUGACCAUGUGAAGGAUUCAAAGGCUAGGACUCAAUUAAGUAAAACUAUGGUCUUUGGGGUUUUGAUUUUCAUUUUGGGUUAUUUCUUAUGGAAUCUUGAUAUCCACUUAUGUUCCCAUAUAAGAAGUAAAAGAAGAGAAUGGGGGAUCCCUUAUGGUUUUGUUUUAGAAGGUCAUGGUUGGUGGCACAUUUUUACCGGUACUGGUGUUUAUUUCUAUUUGGUUUAUAUUGAAUACUUGAGAUGCUUCUUGAGUGGUACCCAAGAGUUUUACACUUUCAAAUGGGUUUGGGGUUUACCUGUGGUUUAUUUGAUUGAUAAACCAGGGUUAGAAAGAUAUAGAUCUGUUAUUACCUUAAAAAAUUUAGAUGAAGAAGAAUCUAAAAAGAACAUUUAGCUUAGGGUUUAUAUACUUUUUGUUUUUGCC
This is a messenger RNA of Hyphopichia burtonii NRRL Y-1933, 1008 nucleotides long. It is a transcript of the gene YDC1, whose product is annotated as alkaline dihydroceramidase. The record is from RefSeq and is a predicted model, not a curated record. Lineage: Eukaryota; Fungi; Ascomycota; Pichiomycetes; Serinales; Debaryomycetaceae. Bases 76 to 978 code for a protein of 300 amino acids. The transcript has a single exon. Gene Ontology annotation, cellular component: endoplasmic reticulum membrane. Gene Ontology annotation, biological process: ceramide catabolic process; ceramide biosynthetic process.